Messenger RNA from Mycena citricolor, 764 nucleotides. Lineage: Eukaryota; Fungi; Basidiomycota; Agaricomycetes; Agaricales; Mycenaceae. The record is from the annotation of a GenBank genome assembly.
CGAACUCGCGAGUCGUGGAGUUCAUUCUCGAGGGUCAGCUGGAUUGAUCCGCCAGGAGGCUUUCCGUCGUUCACGAGGACGUGGUUGAUCACGCACGUCUACGCGAAGAGUAUAUCAGUGCGCCACAGCUUUCAAUGGGGAACCCUUCAAAAAGCCUCACCGAUCUGUGGGGGCUGCGUCUUCCCAAUCUCCUUCCAGCCAUGGCUUUGCGAGAUUGGCUUUGCGACUGGGGUCAGCUGCGGCAUCUUCGAUGGCUUUAUCCCUACGCAGCAACUUUCACUGUCUUGGACCCUCAGGGCGUGCGCAUGUGUUAUGAAGUGUCAGCGACCCAUUGGGAGUCAACGCUCGCAACGGGAUAUUGAGACUGAGCUUCCUGACUUGGGGCAUGGGAAGGGCGAAGAGGCAUGGAGGUCUGAGUCCUGCGUGGUGCUAGAGCUUGGCUGGACUGCUCCCGGGCUGAUUAAGCUCUUAUCUAUGACGUCGAAUCAUAAAUGAGUGGCAAGGGCACAAAUCUUCAGGUUGCAUGGCAAGCCCGAGUCGAGAUCCGCACAUGUCGGACUUCGCGCUGACAUAUCCAACCCAUCGACGCAGAAUCGCAGACAACAUGCAUUGCUGCUGAGAGGUAGUCGGAGUGGUGCACCAAGCAGCCUUAUCGCCGCAUUCGAAAGAAUGGACGCAAACAGAGCGUGAGGAUUGGUAGAAGCAACAGAUACACAACAAUCAUGUUGACUAGAGAGGCACAACUCGGUUUGAGGUAACAUGCG